AUGAUCAAGAAAAGUACUUUGAUAUUCCCAGUCCUAUUUGUAUUCAUUCUGAUCAAAACCAUUUUGGGAAACAUAAAUCUUGUUCAUAACUUGAAACUAAAUCAUAAUCAAUUAGUCUAUAACUACAGAUUUGUAUUCAGUGACUUUAAGGAACAAAAUAUCGCUAAUAAAACUGAUAAUAUACUAUAGAAUGCAUUUGCUAACGUAGACGUUAAAAUCGUACCUCACAAUAUUUAGAGAGGAAUCUAAUACAAAUUUUAUGCUUUUCUUGCAGACUACAAUUAAGCAGUGAAUGCUGCUACCUUACUAGAGAUUCGUUCUAAAUAGGGUAGUCUCAGACAUUCAAGAGAUAUAGAUGAAGUGUUAAGGCCAUUUAUACCAUAUUUCCCUAUUUACAACUCUGUAAUAAUUGAAAAUAAUGACCAGGAGUAUUUCAUCUAGAAGUCUUCUAAAAUAUAAACCUAAGGGGUUUACUAUAUGCUUUUUAUUUACGCAAAAAACAAAGCUGAAAAUGAUGAAAAUUAGAUGGGAGAUGAAAGCUUAUUCAAAGAUCCUUCAGAUUUAAACUUAAACAGCGAUUAUGUUGUGCUAAGUGGGACAAUUACUUAUAAAAAUUCAAAUGGUUAUUUAGAUUCUGAAAGACUUCCUCUUCUCUAGUUUUAUACUGGCAGUUUCUUCAUUUUGAUGGUAAUUGGGUUAAUAUGGCAAGUAGUUUGCAUAAAGCAUAAGAAUAAUUUGAUAUUUCUUCAUCACUUUUUAUCAGUAAUACUUACUUCAUAGUUUAUCUAGGCUGGCUUUAUGAUAGGAGAGUUAACCAUUCAAAACAGUCGAGGAGAUCUAAAUUAUUCAUUCAUUGUAUUUAAUAUACUGUUUUCUGUAAUCAGAAAUACAUAUGCCAGAGUUUUGACAUUACUAGUUGCUUUAGGAUUUGGAAUUGUUUUAACACCUUAAGAAGUGAAAUAAAAGUAUAGAUCUUUAAUUUUAACACUAUCUGGACUUUAUUUCGUCUCAAACACUGCAUAUUUGAUUGCCCUUUAUUACAAUUAGAUUGCUACAUUAUCUCACUCUAUUCAACUCGGAGUAAGCUUACCUUUAUCAGCAACAAAUACAUUCUUUUUCUAUUGGAUUAUGCUAAGUCUUUAGAAAAUUAUUAAGGAACUCUCUGAUAAGAAACAAACUGUCAAGCUUGAUAUUAUGAAGAAAUUCUCAUGCGUGCUAUUGUUUUCAUUUCUUAUAGCAUUCUUUGGAGUUCUAGCUGAGUUAUACUUUAAAUUCUAGGGAGACAAAAAAACUAUGUGGAAGUAUGAGUGGCUUGUGGAAUCAUUUUGGUUCAAUAUGUUUUCAGUUUUCUUAGUAAUGAUGAUGAUUCUCAUGAGACCAAAUGAAAAAUCGAGACUAUUGGCCUUAGUGCAUUAAUUAGGUGACGAAAAUAAUGAAACUGGAACCAGGAGGGGUGAAGGAGGUGCAGAGUAAAUCACAGAUCAACCAGACGAAGAAAAUUCAAUUGAGCUCAGCAACUUAAGCACUAAAAAGAAGUAAAAAUCGAGUGAGGUAAGGAGAUUAAACAACAAUUUUAUGGCAAGUGAUCAGAACCCUAACUAAUAAAGACAAGAUCAAAAUUAAAAGAAGAAUUUGCAAAUUGAAAUCGAUGAGGAGUGA
This is a messenger RNA of Stylonychia lemnae, 1659 nucleotides long. The record is from the annotation of a GenBank genome assembly. Lineage: Eukaryota; Ciliophora; Spirotrichea; Sporadotrichida; Oxytrichidae.